AUGUCUCGUAGCCCCCGCAUAGCUUCGGACAGGCUCCUCAAUUUGUUAUAUAAAAAAACAGUUCCGGAGGCUAAGCCUAGAAUACCAGCAGUGAAACGAGUACUCUAUGACGACGAAUUCCCUUCAGACCCAUCGCAAUCCGUCCUUGAUGGGCUAAUGAAAUAUCAGUGGAGGCGAAAGCCAAUGACUGAUGCCAUAGAUAAAGUGUGCACGACAGUUCCCGGGAUCAGUAAAUCGAACGUGCUACGCUUGGGCUGCAAGAAUGCGUUUGUUGGAAAGGCCGACUUGGUGAACUUGUUUCCGAUUGUUGCAGAGCGUGAAUAUCUUCUAGAUAAACCCCUUGAAAAUGGACUAAACUUCCACUUCAUUAAAGCAAGAAAUCCAAUUUCCUUGCUGUUUCUUGCUGCAUACUACCUCGUGUUUCCAAACUUCAAUCAAGCUUGUGUAUACUAUUUGGAAACGCUAGGAAAGCAGAUCAACGGUCUUGACUUGGACUUACAAUUCCUGGCUCUCACCAGCAACGAGUUAAAACGAAUGGCGUCACCUGUUCUUGAAAACCCAAGGCCAAUAGAAAACUUCAUGUACCGGUCAGAGAAUUACGGCAGCACACCCAUUACUGAUAUUUUCUCAAGCUCUCCGAUUCAGUUAAAGACCGUCGAGCACCUAGUCGAAUGUCUGAAGGAUCGGUCCCUGUUUGUUCACCAGGAGAUAGACCCGCUUUUCACUAUUCUUGGAACGUUUCUGGGUCAAAGCUUUAGACAGCGACUGGUUAUUGUGCGCAACAUGCCUCUAGGAGUGACUGGCCCAGCCAUUGAAAGCUUGUUAUGGGAUUACGAGUUUGAAAAUGAAGACAACCCACAAGCUUCUAUCACCAAUUUAUACUCGGACGCAUCGGCGCAAAUCACGAUAGCCUUAUUGAAAUUCAAAGAUCAGAGAAAUGCAAAGCGUUUUGUCAGAAACUACCAUGGUCGGAAGUGGAACAAAGUGACGACCCGGAAAGAAAAAUCUUUCUACGAACCCAUUCUUUGCGAAAUAGCCGAUUAA
Messenger RNA from Metschnikowia bicuspidata var. bicuspidata NRRL YB-4993, 1044 nucleotides. RefSeq lists its product as uncharacterized. The transcript has a single exon. The coding region runs from base 1 to 1044 and encodes 347 amino acids. Lineage: Eukaryota; Fungi; Ascomycota; Pichiomycetes; Serinales; Metschnikowiaceae. The record is from RefSeq and is a predicted model, not a curated record.